GGUGCAGGGGAGACAGCCUGGUUUUCCGUCAGGGCUCUGACAAGGGAGAGCACUCAGUAGUUACCCGUGAUCUCAAUGUUGGACCAAUGUCAGUGCUGCAGUUUGAUAUAAAUGUUGGGUGCUCCUCAGAAAGUACCCACAAGUACCCAGUGAAGCUGGAAUACUCUCCAGAUGGAGGCAAAACAUGGAAACUUGUUGUACCUAAUUGUGCAGAUGUCUCUACAGCUCAUUGUCAUGACAGUGUGAUGCAGACGAGCCUUCAUUACGGAGGAACUUCGAAAUAUUGGCGAAGAGUUGUUAUCCCUCUUGAUGAUCUCUAUGUUUGUGGAACGUUGAGAUUUCGCUGGUACCAGGGUGUUAUACCAGAAGAUGAUUACGGACCAGAGUGGGCCAUUGACAAUGUUUUCAUCGGAAUGGCCUGUAUGCAGCACUGCCUCGGACAUGGUAAAUGUGGCAGCACCAUGAUGUGCACAUGUGACCAUGGUUUCCUUGGUGACACCUGCUUGUCUAACCAGUCCCUACCCAUCUACAUGAAAGAAGGCUUCCCAUUGGCUAAUGGCCUUGACGAUCUACCAGAGGUGUUGCCCUUGCUGGAUUCCUUCAGUAGCUCCAGCAAACUCUUAGAUGAAAAGAAGUGGGAUAUCUGGAGUGGUGGACUGGUUUCUAAGGCUUGUGGCCUUUUGCUGGAUGGAUAUGGACUGGUUUUCCAAAAUUCCGGUGAACGUGUACUACAGACAAUAAAACUGGACCUCUCCAAGGCAACGACAGUCCAGUUCUAUAUUCGCCUUGGCUGUGACUCCACUCCUCCUGACCCAGCUACGCCCCCAGUUUACGCACAAUUCACCACAAACGGAGGAAUCAACUGGCACACCAUUGAGCAGUUUGAUUUCAACGAGCAUAGUAACAAGCCGUCUUAUGUGAUACUAAAUUUGCCUAAAAACGCAAGGUCCAGCGCUUCUCAGAUUCGCUGGUGGCAGCCAUCAAAAAAUGGAACAUUUAUGGAGCCCUGGGCAAUUGAUGAGGUUUACAUUGGUGGUGACUAUGACGGUGUCGAGAUGUUGGCAGACGACCCUGGUGCUCCUAGAGACUCUACCUGGACCCUGACCCCAGGAGCAGUUAUAGAGCCCGUAUGUGGGUCACUGUUUAAUGCCCUCCACUUUACUGGAGAGGAGCAGCACAGGUUUGCAGUGACAGCUGAUGUGGUAGUGGAAGCGGGAUCUGUACUACAGUUUGACAUCUCCCUUGGCUGUACUGACACAAAGCACUGCUUCAAGGUACAGCUAUUGUAUUCCCAUGACAAGGGUGUGACCUGGCAGCCUGUGACGAGGUCAUGUUUGCCUUCCCACCUCAACUGCGAGAAGUACACAUUCCCUAGAGAUAGCGAGUUUCUCUCAGAUAUGACAAGUGGAUGGAAUAGAUACAAUGUUCCGCUGCCGUUCCAUACAAGGUCACGGUCAACUAGGUUUCAAUUUGUUCAGCCCGAAGGUUUCAACAGGAAGGACACGGGCCAUCGCUAGCUUGUACAUAGGGACAGAUUGUCCAGAUUCCUGUAAUGGUCAUGGAAAAUGCACUGAACAGGGUUGUGUAUGUGACCCGGGAUGGGGAGGUUUUGACUGCAGUGCUUCCACGAUUGAUUUGCCUGUCUAUUCUUAUGAUAUGUUCACUGGAGAAUCCUAUAACUGGUACAAAGUUGUUGGGGGAAAGAGAACUAAACCAUGUAAACCUAUAGCAUCUGGAUCGGCUUUGCAUUUUACAGGGAACUGCUCCAGAGGACUCAUUUCUCGAUUCUUUGAUCUUUCAAAUGCUGAGUAUGUGCAGUUUAACUUUAUGUAUGGGUGUGGCACACCGCCGGAUAAUAUUGAUGAGAGUGUUUUGAUUGGGUACUCCACUAAUGCUGUUGAUUGGACAACGUUUGGGAAUUUGCAUUACUUGAACUACCGCUCACCAUCGUUUGUGACAAUAAUGCUACCAGAUGAUGCGAAAAGAAAUGGAACGGCAAUAAAUUUUGCCCAGUUCAAAAACAGUGGCCAAAAUGAAGAUGAUUGGCUUAUAGACAAUUUAAGAAUCGGAGGUCGAAAUGUAAACCCUGAUAUGAUGAUGAGCGACUUCACUUAUGGAAUCGAUGCAGCUGAAUGGAAGACUUUUGAUAACAUUAAAACAGGAGUGUAUUGUGAAAGAUCUGAAGUAGCAUCUGGAGAGAUCGUCGACGACGAGAGUGCAACAAUAACAACGCAAGAUUUGAACAUACAUGAAGGUCACAUGUUACAAUUCUGGUAUAACAUUGGUUGCAUGAGGCCAUGGAAUGCAUCGGUGGCACCUGUACAUUUGCAAUAUUCUACAGAUUACGGGAUGACCUGGGCCUAUGUUACCCCACAAUGUUUGUCAAAUGACCCAGACUGUCUUGUUGGACCAUCCAUGGCUAGCGUUUAUUAUGGUGAUCCUAUGGGAAGGUGGCAGCGAGUGAUUAUUCCACUUGAAGGAAUGACACAGUCAAAAGCAACACGUUUCAGAUGGCAACAGCGCCCUGUUAACGACGACGAAGCCAUUACGAAUUUUGGCUUGACUGAUGUUUACAUUGGACCAUCUUGUCAGGACAUGUGUGGUGGCCAUGGCAACUGUCACCCACAGACCUUCCCAUCAUGCAUUUGUGAUCCUGGUCACCAUGGUGAUAAUUGCUACC
Mya arenaria is the source of this 2680-nucleotide messenger RNA. RefSeq names its product reelin-like. Gene Ontology annotation, biological process: central nervous system development; neuron migration. The record is from RefSeq and is a predicted model, not a curated record. Gene Ontology annotation, molecular function: lipoprotein particle receptor binding. Bases 87 to 1517 code for a protein of 476 amino acids. The transcript is spliced from 14 exons. Lineage: Eukaryota; Metazoa; Mollusca; Bivalvia; Myida; Myidae.